AUGGAGCAUGUCAAAUGGACGAAGGCACGAAGCGAGGCAGCCAUCGCCGACCCACAGAUUGUUGAUUGAUCGAUUGAUUGUGCCUCCGGAGGUGAAUCGCGAGUAGCAUCCGAAAUUCGACUCGAGUUGCGUUGACUUGGCAUCUCGAUCGUCUUCAUGGAGCAUAUCGAAGCUGCUGUGGAGAGCGUGGGGCUCGGGGACGAUGCGGGCGCGGACACUUCCAGUCUGGAUCAGGCUUCGUUCUUCCGAGCCGUGCAAGAUGGCAAUGUGCAGUCGGUCAAUGCUCUUGUCAAGAAUCGGAAACAUAUUGACCUCAACGCUUACAACGAUCAGGGAGUCACACCACUGAUCUUGGCCGUGUACAAGUAUGAAGUCCACCGCAGUGUAGACGUAGUGAGCUCUCUGCUGAAGCAUGGGGCCAACGUUAGCGUCAAGGCGGCUCCCACCCCUUCGAACCAUAAGAUGUCAAUCGUCCGCCAUGACAUGAAGAACCCCGAUGGAUCAUCACCCGAAACGAAGAAGAUCGUUUUUGAUCAUAAGACUCCUCUGCUCAUUGCUCUGGAGUUGAAGUCUUCUCUGUAUCUGAAAGGAUGGGAAUAUCGUCACUGGGAUGCCAUGCUGGAGGUUCUGUCGGAAGCCACUGUACAGCAGCUCGUCGAGAAGGGUGUGAAAGUGCCAACCAUCCCUGCCCAUUCUGUUUCUGAAGUUGUGCAGCGAAACUGGGAUGCCGUUUUCAACAGUGGCAAGCAUGAGACUAUCGAACUAACUGCCGAGGGCAAAGACGUCGUUGCCUUGAAGCUUCUGGUGACUGGUGCUUCCAAGGUUCUGAAGAUGAACCUCGAGCACUCAAGCAGGAUGGAGCUCAAGGAAGCAUCUUACAAUAUUACCAAAGGAUUGGUGCAUUAUCUGUACGUUGGCAAAGUGGAGCCGCACUUUAUGCAACAGCGGGGAAUUGACCUUUUUGUGACGGCACACAAGUACGGCGUGGAGGCACUGAAACAUCUUUGUGAAGCAAACAUUGUCCCGAACCAGGACAACUGGAUCAAGCUUCUUACGGCGGCUGUGGAGACGGACUCUCAGAUGCUUACACUCAAGACAGCUCAAUCAAUCAAAGACGUGAUGGCUGAGAGGCAAAGCGGUCAAAGCUUCUUAACAAGAGGCUUCUCAGACAUUAAAGACGCCCCGCAACAGCUAUUCCAGUCUUCUCGAGGAUUAGUCGGAUGAUGCAGAUAAUCGCUGCCAAACAGCAAAUUUCAGCUCGUUUUGCUUCAGUCCCGGAUUUUUGUACAGCUGCUGAUAUGGAGAGUUCACAUGAGAGACCAUAGAGUUUCUGGUGUUUUUUGACCCUGUUCUUUUUUAUAAUAUAUGUCUAUACUUAAGACAUGGUCGUGUCGUGGACGUGUUAGCACUUUUGGCUCUUAUACGUUGUCUCUUUCAAGACAAGAAUAAUUACGUCGCUGUUUAUAGAAGCUUGAAGUUGUUCGUUUUUGCGUCGGUGAAGAGUGUCCUGUGGCAAGCACUCGGCUAUCGAUGGCUUGCAUGUGAAUUCUCUGUGCAUCUAGCUUUGUAUUCUGGUGAAAGAUGCUUCACAAUUUGUAAGCUUUCAAGUUGCCCUCGCAUCUACCGUGAAGUGAGGACACGGUUUUCGGACCGUCAUGAAGGUCCACUCGGUGUCCAUGGGGCCCACGUUCUCGAGAGGUGCGAGCAACCAAUUCGCAAUUGUAAACAGAGUUCUUUAGAAUUGGAUCAUUCGGG
Molecule: messenger RNA, 1755 nt
Organism: Marchantia polymorpha subsp. ruderalis
Lineage: Eukaryota; Viridiplantae; Streptophyta; Marchantiopsida; Marchantiales; Marchantiaceae
Source: the annotation of a GenBank genome assembly